GUACGAGAUAACUUUUGCAGGUAAUUGGACCACUCGGACCCGUCGUCCGGUGUUGGAAGAUGUCGAUCACUCCUAUGCUGUUUUCUUCGUGAUCUACGUCACACUGAUUGUUUUUGCCGUGCUUCGUGUCAUCACGGCCGUUUUCCUACGCGAAACUUUGGAAGCAGCGAACAAUGAUGCAGAGCUCAUGGUUAUGGAGCGGUUGCGGCAGAAGGGCAAGUACAUCAAACGGCUUGAAGGCAUUUUUCGGGCAAUGGAUGAAAGUGGGGAUGGUGUACUCACAGAAGCAGAGAUGUCGGCCGUCUUGGAAGAUUCGAAGGUCCAGGCCUACUUGGCCAGCCUGGAUUUGGAUUUGAACGAGGGCCAGGCCUUGUAUCGCUUGCUGCAGAACGGUGAAGGACAGGUGACCUACGAAGACUUCAUCGACGGCAUUCUGCGUUGCAAGGGUCCUGCACGUGCAAUUGACCAGAUAUGCUUGCAAUGCGACGUGAAGUUGCUAUCUGACGCUGUGUUGCACUUGACGAAAGCCUUGGAGGAUUCGAAGAUGAUAAGGAAGCAACGAAACCAUGGCAAACACCGAAGAAGCAAGCACCGUGUGGAGGACGAAGUUGUGCUUCUUCGGGCCGCAACCAGAGUGAUGUGA
This is a messenger RNA of Symbiodinium sp. CCMP2456, 643 nucleotides long. The record is from the annotation of a GenBank genome assembly. Lineage: Eukaryota; Dinophyceae; Suessiales; Symbiodiniaceae.